GUGGAAUACAUUAAAAUGAUGCUUCCGUUUGCUCUGCCCCAGGGAAGCUGUAAAACACCAUGCAAGUCAAGCCGCAUCUUCUCUGGUUUGGCCAUAGGGCUUACGGGUUUUUCUCAAGCAUCAGGAAUGUCUUCUGACCCCACUUCACCCACCUUGGAGCAGUCCUCCUCCUCUGUGCACUCACCCAGUUCUCUUCAUUUGCCUGAAAAUCGCAGGACAAGAGAUCGCUCCCCGUCUCCCAUGAGAGGGUACCUCAUUCCCAGUCCGCUGCCCACCCGGCGGACCAGGACAUUUUCUGCAACUGUGAGAGCAUCGGAGGGUCCCAUCUACAAAGGUGUCUGCAAAUGCUUCUGUCGCUCCAAAGGCCAUGGCUUCAUUUCCCCCGCAGAUGGAGGACCCGACAUCUUCGUACACAUUUCUGACAUCGAAGGCGAGUACGUUCCCGUGGCAGGCGACGAGGUCACCUACAAGGUGUGCACCAUUCCUCCGAAGAACGAGAAGCUUCAGGCCGUGGAGGUCGUGAUUACCCACCUAGCCCCAGGAACCAAGCACGAGACCUGGUCGGGGCAUGUCAUCAGCUCCUGAAGGCGUCCCAGAGGCAGCGCCGCUGCUGCGGACACUGCCUGUGUGGGUCACUGCUCGACGACUGGCUGCAGGGAACCUGACCUAAGAAUAGUCUAGGUACUGUGCGGGAGGAAAUACUGCAUUGUCAACAGCAGCAGAAGUAGGCCAAAAUUACCAUAUUUACGGCAGGUCUGAUUUUAAAAAGGAAAAAAAAAAAAAGGCAAUCCAGAUGCUAAUGAAAUGAAAAAUAUAUAUAUAAAUGUGUUCACAAAAAUGUAUUUUAAAGAGAUUUAGUUUAUGUGCUUUGAGGGGGGUGGAUUUAUUUUUUCCUUUACCUUGUGAACCAAUUCUAGUGAAUCCCCAGGGGAGUCAGGGAGAGGUUUGAAGGAGAGCUCUUGCAGCACACAGCUGUAGCAGAGGUGCAGGUCCAAGGCCCCAUGGGUGCGUGAGCAUCGUGAACCCUUGAGCUGCUCUUCUGCAAGUGUUAGAGCAUGCUUACUGUUGCAGCAGAGCUUGAAUGCCUUGGCUUUAGACUGAGCAAGCUGUUUCUUGCUGUGAGUUGUUUUCCUCGUGGAGGGAAGCUCACAAACAGAGCAGCUGCUGCAUGGUGGAGAAUCUCCAUCUGGUGGUUAUGUGCUGUUGGCCAUGGCUGGGUGCCCUUCAGAUGCAGUGUCUGCAAAUGACCUGUCUUCAUAGGUGUGGAAUUUUGUGUUGUUUUUUUAAAAAGCCUGGAAUGUUUGUGAAUUUACUUUGGUGCCUUGAUGGUUGAUUAACAACAGAUUUUUUUAGGCCAGUAUUAAAAAAAAAAAAAAUAUAUAAAAAAAAUUGCUUUAAGGUAAGUGGUAGAAAGCUGUAGCAUAGCUUUGUAGCCUCUGGGUGUAUCUGAAUUUAUACAAAUCUGAAGAUUACCUUCUUGAUUGCAUAUAGAUGAUGAAUGUCUGCUAUGGUAUUUCACUCGACAGACAAAAUAACUGUACUUCUGAAAAGCAAGUUAUAUGAUUCUAUGAUAUGCUGUUUAGCUCAGUGUAUACUGUGCAAGUUACUUAAUAGGCUCAGCUGCCUGGGCAAAGUAGAUUCUGCAGCUGUAUUUCCUUGGAAGACUUGCUUGGUAGGAUGUGAUAUGGUCACCCUUGCCCUGAUGCUCUUCCCUGCCUGCAAGAUUUCCUGUAGUCGAUGUAGUGUAACUAUACUGCUCCCAUUUGCCUUCCGUACCUUUUUUUCAAAUGAAGCAUCUUUCCCUUUUGUUUCCUACCAGUGGAUUUUUAUUGACUUUGCAAAUAAUAAAAAAAAGAAUAAAAAUAGAAAAA
This is a messenger RNA of Cygnus olor (mute swan), 1871 nucleotides long. It is a transcript of the gene CARHSP1, whose product is annotated as calcium regulated heat stable protein 1. The record is from RefSeq and is a predicted model, not a curated record. Gene Ontology annotation, molecular function: mRNA 3'-UTR binding. Gene Ontology annotation, cellular component: cytoplasm. The coding region runs from base 16 to 585 and encodes 189 amino acids. NCBI's taxonomy places the organism in Eukaryota, Metazoa, Chordata, Aves, Anseriformes, Anatidae. The transcript is spliced from 4 exons. Gene Ontology annotation, biological process: regulation of mRNA stability.